Molecule: messenger RNA, 1199 nt
Organism: Odontomachus brunneus
Lineage: Eukaryota; Metazoa; Arthropoda; Insecta; Hymenoptera; Formicidae
Exons: 3
Coding region: 13-414 (133 amino acids)
Source: RefSeq, a predicted model, not a curated record
GCGUUGGUUUGAAUGGUUGGUCCCUCGUUGUCGGUCUCCUCAGAGAGUACGAAUGGUUUGGUUACCUCGGAGAUAGAGACCGUGUUCUCCGGUAGUCCUAGCUACCUUUGUGGAGGUUUAAGGUGCCAAGGUGACUCCAAGGUUAAUGGAUUCUGGCCCUACGAUGACAAGGCUAUACUCUUGCUCGAGGCUGGCUGCUGGUGUCGCCGAAAUAUCAAGACUGCUUGCCCGGGUAACCUCGCCGUAGUCAAGAAGUGGCAUUGCCGAGAAAUGGAAGACACCGGCAGUGUGGAAGCAGGGGAUGCUGGACCGAAUACAAGUGCUCCAGAAGAUUGUUUGAAGAAGUGGCCGAGGUUCCUGGCGCGAAAUCCGAAACUGAAGAAUUCAGUUUUCUCGAUUUUGAUAUCAGGAUAACGUGAUGAGCAAAGAGCAGCCCGCGAGGAGAGAGAUCCCGGAGUUACCUUUUAUUGCGGAAAUAUAAAUAUAGAUUAAACGUCGUGUCCGAGGCGUCGUCGAAGGGGCAGCAGGACGUUUUUUACCGAGGCGAUAAAACGCACAGCGGUCGCAUAGGAACAGCCCCUUCAAGUGGAAAAGGGACGAUCGUGCCGGCCACCAGCAGGGGUGGAGAGUCUCGAGGCCGGGACGAUGUCGCGGGUCCCUGCAUGACCAAAAAGGACGUUACGCACGAAAAUGGACAAGACGCGGAGGAGCGCAAUGGCUGUUUUGGCAGAGGUUAUUUUCCGGACGGGCGAUUUCGCCGGCUCAGUGUACUUCGGGGAGACACUACCUCCUUGCUUAAGAAGACGUUACUUCACCCUUAUACGAGGGGCGCGCGGGUCGUCAUAGGUAGUAGGAUCUCGCACGUUUAUUAGACAAACACACCCGAUCUUCUCCCUCGAUUACCGUUUCGGUAAAAUAUCGCGACGUUCUUUGCCCAUCGCGUAUGACGCCGGCUCCACUUUUAGCUAAGAGUCGUUCCGGACUCAGAGCGGCCAACAGCGAGGCGCAGUGUCUUUUGGUCAAAACUAUGUCCGGAGAAAAGUAGAUUCGAGAGAUCGCGCACACGAUAUUUCUUAUUUCGAUAUAUUAGCAUGUACGCGUUUAAUAAAAUGUCUGUAUCGAUUGUAUCGAGCUUUGAAGUGAGAUAUGUACUUGAUUUAUAAGAAUGAAACAUGUACUUCUCCUGAAAUAAAAAUGAU